UAAAUGUUCAUAGAUAGAGCUUUGUGGCCUCGUGGGCAGAUAGAUAGGAGUAUCCCCUGAUUGCACUUUGGGAUAAGACCACUAUGAGGAAAUUUGCGCUUUUCAUCGACCGUAAAGGAGGUUAUAAGACUACUGAGAUGUUACCUUUACCACCACCCAAUACCAAGAAAGCUCCCAUUGUUAUGCCCUCUAAAGGUGUUCGAGAAGCUCCCACUGCUAUGCAUUCUAAAAGAGUUCGAGAAGCUCCCACUGUUAUGCCUUCCAAAGGAGUUCGAGAAGCACCUAGGGCCCCCAGUGUCCUUAGUCACCCCAGCAGGCCCAUAAUUAAUGAUAAUAAUGUCAUUCAGAGUAAGAUUUUGGACCGUAUGGACCGGAUGGAGCAACGAAUGGGUAAGGUAUCAAGUAUCGUGGAAGUACUACCAAGACAAGUUCAUGAUGUAAUUGACAAAGAGAUGAGGACUAUCAAGAGGGUCAUAAUCAAUGAUCUUUGGAGGGUUGAAGCUUCAAAGCGUACAAUGGACCCCUUUUUUACUAGAGUUGACACUCCUCAACCUACCCAGCCAGCGAGUGACUCCAAAAAAUCCCCGGUGGCAGGAAACCAAGACCAAAAUGAACAAGAAAUGGAUGAUGAUGUUGUCGUUGCAGAUAGGUCUUUGAUCCUGUGGAAGACAUUGUUAUCUGCCAAAAUUGAGAAGGAGGGAUAAGGGAUUCAAAAUGAACAAUCUGAACCUGUGGAACCCAAGGCUUGCACCCUACUUCUGGAAGAGAAGGCCUGGAAGAAAUAUCAUUCCAGCAAAGGGAGGGUGGUGUGUGCAUUUGACCUAAAAAGUGAGGUUGAUGAGGAGAUUUUUACAAUGGUCCAAUAUAUUUUAACUAAUAGUCUUCAGAAAAAGGAAAUCUUAUUCUCCAGCAGCAUAACAAAACUGUCGAGAUCACAACUGAGCCUGUUCAGACUUAAUACAGAAAUUGAUGGGAAUAUUAUUACAUGUUAUGCCCAGUUGUUGACGAGCAAGGAGAGAAUCAGUGACAGAACCUACGGGUUUUUGCCCACUAUAGUUUCGCAACAACGGCUUCGAAAAAUGUUGAUAAAGAAUGUUGCAAACUAUGAACAAUGGAGAGAACGUCACUUCUUCAGCGAUCUCAAAGUUUGCGAGCAUCUAGCAAGCCUUGAGAGGGUUUUGGAAGUUGAUUUGAACAUUGCGUCUGGAGGUGAAGUGAUUUUAAGUGAGUUCAGAGUUUCUCAUAGAGAAAAAUCCCUCAAACAAGACAAUGGAACAGACUGCGGGAUAUAUGUCAUGAAGCAUAUGCAGCAUUUGACCAAGAAAACAACAAGUCUUGUGGAGAAGUUUGAUUCUCAUAUUGCAAGGAUAGAGUUGGCCCUCGAAAUUGUUCUAAGCGAGUCAAACAAGAUUUGGGAAGAAGUUAAGAGUAAAAUACAAGCUUUCUAUCAUGAGUACACAAACUCUAACCCCAAGGGAUCAAGAGAAGAUACUCCAAUCAAGCUCGCAUUUGUGAGGAGUCCUACAAAAUCCCCAAAGGACCAGAAGUACUCCACUAAGAAACAAAAGGCAAAACUUUUUCAGUUUGAUUAUUGUUUCUAAUUAUGUGGACUAGUGUACUGAUAGGAACUUGAGCAGUUUCAUGAAUUAUUACCAUAUUAUAUUUUAAUUAGGCUGGAAAGUUUUGAUAACAGGCUGUGAAUCACAUGCCUAGAAAAAUCCUGCCACCGUAGUACAUUGGGGUGAACUAUAUGCAUUUUGAUGGACCUUUUGUAAGAUUGUUCCAAGUGAACAAAUAUACAUGGCAGACUAUGUUUAUAGUUUAAUGGAUGUGUGUCAUUCUGCUUAAUUAUUAUUGAAUAUGCAGUGUUUUUUGGGUAA
This is a messenger RNA of Humulus lupulus (European hop), 1880 nucleotides long. RefSeq lists its product as uncharacterized. Gene Ontology annotation, biological process: proteolysis. The record is from RefSeq and is a predicted model, not a curated record. Lineage: Eukaryota; Viridiplantae; Streptophyta; Magnoliopsida; Rosales; Cannabaceae. Gene Ontology annotation, molecular function: cysteine-type peptidase activity. The transcript is spliced from 7 exons. Bases 855 to 1601 code for a protein of 248 amino acids.